Anolis carolinensis (green anole) is the source of this 3042-nucleotide messenger RNA. It is a transcript of the gene fgf21, whose product is annotated as fibroblast growth factor 21. NCBI's taxonomy places the organism in Eukaryota, Metazoa, Chordata, Lepidosauria, Squamata, Anolidae. The record is from RefSeq and is a predicted model, not a curated record. The coding region runs from base 1038 to 1685 and encodes 215 amino acids. Gene Ontology annotation, molecular function: growth factor activity; fibroblast growth factor receptor binding. Gene Ontology annotation, biological process: positive regulation of cell population proliferation; fibroblast growth factor receptor signaling pathway; positive regulation of protein phosphorylation. Gene Ontology annotation, cellular component: cytoplasm. The transcript has 3 exons.
AAAGGCAACCUUUCAAAAGGUUAUACUUUGAGGUUUGGCAGGCAUUUUUGGCCAGGCAAAGGUCAGUGUGGGGACUCUGAAGGUGUCAAGGGCUGCCAAGAGACCUUGGAAGGUGGAACAUGCAUGCACUUUGUUCGUUCUGGUCUACAGAGAUGCUCAGAGGCCCAAAGACUCAUGGAUGCAAAUGUGACUUGGAGAUGUGUGGAUGCCACAGUGGUAUCCAUUUAGGAAGAUCAGGGAAUAGAGAGCACACGUUGGGUAGGUUCCUGGUCCUUUACCAGAGUUGCUCCCUCCCUCCCUGUGCUUCCUCCUCUGCAUCUCUCUCCCGCUCCCUUCCUCUCUUCCUCACUCUUAUAUUCCCCUGGGGUUACAUCAUCCUUUCCUGUCGGAAGGCAUGAAAGCAGUUGUGGAAUGAUAAUAUUUAGACUUUGAUAUCCUCGUGACCCCCACCGUUGGGGCAGCAGGCCUGCUAUAGGCACCCCGUGACUCACUCACGCUCUAGACCCAGAGUAUGUGUGUAAAAGCAAGGGAGGAGGGAAGGGGGGAGAGAGGAUGUGGGUAGAGUGAAAGCCAAGGGGAAGGGCAUCAACUCCUGCCCUGAAGGGUGUUCGUGUAUAUAUACCCGUGCCGACUGGCUGGGAGCAAACCCAUGUGGACUGAGACAGCUCUAAGGGAACAGAAGGAAUUCUCCCUUUUUAAGACAUUUUAACUGAUUGGAUUUGGGGUCCUUUAAAAAAAAUUCAAAUAUAUAUUAAAAAUCCAUCCUCAACCCCAAUAGAAACUUCUUUCAACCAUUCUUGGUGGACUGAAAUUUCUUUUUGGGACUCACCAAGAGUCCAAGUGUUUGCUUCUGGGUGAUAAGUGGGAUCCAGAACUCUCCAGUUCUUCUCUGGAGAAAAGAGUAGUGUCCGGGGAGCUACAAGACUCCAAGGCUGAGAACUAGAACCUUACGUUCACCUCUUAGCAUUUUUCAGGCAUCUGGCAUUUCUUUUGCCAUUUGGCCUUCCUCGUUUCUUGGACCAGACCACCUUCAAGCCAUGGUGGUCGUUUCUGUCCCUCUUGGAUGCAAAGACUACCUUCUCUUUCUCGUCAGCCUAGUUUUCUGGGCUGCCUUGCUCCGCACAGCUCCUGCUCUUCCCUUGCGGAAUUCCAACCCCAUCUACCAAUUUGAUGGGCAGGUCCGGCUUCGGCACCUCUACACAGCAGAUGAACAGACGCACCUCCACUUGGAGAUCUUGCCAGACGGUACCGUGGGUGGAUCCAGGUUUCAGAAUCCCUUCAGUUUGAUGGAGAUCAAAGCUGUGAAGCCAGGAGUCAUUCGCAUGCAGGCCAAGAAGACCUCUAGAUUUCUCUGUAUGAAACCCAAUGGACGACUGUAUGGCUCGCUGUUCUACUCUGAGGAGGCAUGCAACUUCCAUGAGAAGGUUCUCAGCGAUGGCUACAACCUCUACUAUUCUGAAAACUACAACAUACCUGUCAGCCUCAGCUCGGCAGGGAACCUGGGUCAGAGCCGUCAGUUGCCUCCCUUCUCCCAAUUCCUGCCGUUAGUCAACAAAAUUCCUCUUGAGCCUGUGCUUGAAGACUUUGACUUCUAUGGACAUCAAUUGGAUGUUGAAUCAGCUGAUCCUUUGAGCAUUUUAGGACAAAACCCUGGUUUCAUGAGUCCGAGUUAUGUCUUCGGAUAAAUGGGGAUUCUUGAUUGGUUGGGGGGGGGGGGAUUUUGAGGUCAAACUUUUAAGUAGAGCUUUUGCUGAACCUGGAGUCCUGGGUUUUCUUGCCAUGAACACAAUAAAGCAUUCACAUUUGAUGCGAGAAGAGGGGAAGAAGGAGGACAUUGCAUUUCAACAUAGAUGCUGAAAUGAUUGAAAUCUUUAUAUUUAUUGACUCCAGCAUCCCAAAAUUGCCCAAUGUUGGGUUGAAUCAAUGUUUUUAUGUGUUUCUAGGUCACAUACACACUGCUAACCAGAAGUACAGACAAAGAUAUUGGGGUUUUUGAACUAUUUUUACUUGUUUUUUUUCUUACACUGUAAUUGUUCAACCUUUUCAACUUGUGUUCUUCCCGCACUAUUUAAAUAACUUAUUUAUUAUAUGUCAGAUUUAUUUAUUGAGCAAUGCAGAACAGACAGUCAUAAUAAGGAUUUUUGUGCUGACAAAUAAUUUAUGUAUUAUUAUUAUUAUUAUUUAUACACUAGUAUGUAUAUAUGUAUAUAAUUUAUAUUUUUCCAUAUUUAUUUCCCUUCCUGGAAAGAGAAUGGCUAAUAAAGUCUGUUCUGUGUUUGUAAAGCUCCUGUGCCUUAGAUUUUCUUUACUGGUGCUCUCCUCCUUCCUUUUCAAUGAAUACUUGAGAAGGAGGAAAGCAGUGGCAAUGCAGAUGUGGGCUUUUGUUGUGCUGAAGAGACCACAGCAAAUAAUAAGAUUUUGAGACUUGUUUUUUCCCACUUUGACCACAGUUCUUCAUAUUUGCAAAUAUCAAGUUUUAUAUGAUUCUUGUCAUACCAGCAAAAAAUAAGACAUAAGAAGCAACUGAUAAGCAUGUAAAAUAGACUGAUUUCAACUGAGUUUCCAGUUCAAGUUAUUUUAAAGCUGAGACAGAGAACUUGUUGCUUUCCAUUUGUCACUGGACUAUAAAUCCCAUCAGUCUUUCACUGCUACCUAUGCGGGCCAUGACUGCUGGGAGUUUUAGUCCAACAUGACCUGAAGGGCAUCAGAUGGUCUCAUCCCAAAUCACCCCAUCCCUACCGACUGCAAUUCAUGCAGAAAAUAGUUUAAGUUCAAUGCUGUUUUUAUUUAUUUAUUUAUAUGCUCUAUUGAUCUUUCCUGGAACUACUGCAUUUUUUCAGCAUUUGUGUUUUAUGGCAAACAGUGGUAUGUCCGUGUGAUUUCAAAGUAGUGUGAUAACACUGAGAUUUCUCAGCAUAACAGUUUUGUUACUGUAUCUUCCUUUUUUAUUACGUAGUUCCUUGUGUUUCCUGUUGAACAGUGCUAUGAAUACAGUGAGAUAUGUACUGUAAAAAGAAUGUGAAUAAAGCAUUGGUUUUAAAA